CAUUCCAGUAACUUAAUUUCAUCUUUUUUCAUUCAUUUUGUUUUGCUGUAAAUAAAUUUGUAGAUUUGGUGUGCUAUAGUAAACAAAGUGAUAAGAGCCGACUAUUUGAGAAUGUUGCGCUCCUAUGCGCAAAAUAAUUUGAACUUUACAAGGAUGUGUUUCCUCGUAAAUUGUCUAAAAAGAUUUAAGAGCUCCCAGGAGUGGCUAACUCGUCAAAAAGCUGAUCCUUACGUGGAAAAGGCCAAGUUCUACAACUACAGGUGUCGCAGCGCAUUUAAACUGAUAGAAAUAAACGAAAAGACAAAAUUACUGCAGCCCGGACAGACGGUGGUGGACCUGGGCGCGGCGCCGGGCUCCUGGACGCAGGUGGCGGUGGCGGAGACCAACGCGGCGGGCGCCGACCCCGCGCGGCCCCGCGGCGCCGUGCUCGCCGUCGACAAGCUGCAGAUCUUCCCCAUCGAGGGUGCAAGUAUAAUGAGCAACAUAGACCUCUCGACGGCGGAGGCGGCGGACCGCGUGGCGGCGGCGCUGGGCGGGCGCGGCGUGGACGUGGUGCUGUCGGACAUGGCGCCCAGCGCCACCGGCGUGCGCGAGCUGGACAAGGACCGCAUCAUCGGCCUGUGCUACAUGGCACUCCGCUUCGCCGCCCUCGUUAGUAAAGUCAAUGGAUCUUUUCUCUUUAAAGUGUGGGAUGGAAAAGAAGUUCCGAUGCUACAGAUGGAUUUAGAGAGAUUUUAUGAACGCACAAAGGUUCUGAAACCUCAAGCUAGCAGAUCAGAAUCAUCUGAGAAAUUCAUUUUAGCAAGAGGAUUCAAGGGCAUCCAGCGACCACUGCAAAAUGGAAGAUGGGGAUAACUUGAAACUAGUAUAAAUUGUUAGUUCUCUAUUUCGAAUAAGUAGUUGUACAUAAUAGGUAAAUGUUUGUUACAAAUAUUAUGUCUUCCAUGUACCUAAUCAUGAUAAUUAAUACUGUAGCACAAGUUCAUAAUUAUUAUUAUGACUAAAGUGCUUAGUUUGAUCUAGUCUAGCUCAAUAAGUACACUAUAAAAAGAGAAAAAAUACUUAAUUCUUAUUUUCUCAAAAUAAAUAUGAUUAAAAAGUCGC
Messenger RNA from Plutella xylostella (diamondback moth), 1104 nucleotides. RefSeq names its product Mitochondrial rRNA methyltransferase 2 (gene Mrm2). NCBI's taxonomy places the organism in Eukaryota, Metazoa, Arthropoda, Insecta, Lepidoptera, Plutellidae. Gene Ontology annotation, biological process: RNA methylation. Gene Ontology annotation, cellular component: mitochondrion. Gene Ontology annotation, molecular function: rRNA (uridine-2'-O-ribose)-methyltransferase activity. The record is from RefSeq and is a predicted model, not a curated record.